AAUUCAAACGUCAAACACACAAGCUUUUUCGCAUUUUAUGUUUGGGAAAAAGAAUUGUUAAAUAAAAUGUCUUAUAAUGGUUCAGGUGACGAGCAAAGCGAAGACGGCGAACUGCGACAGAGUCCGGUGCAAAACGUGACGAAGCCCAAAGUCGAAAUGAGUUUGGUGUCCGACGAGGAUGUGGACAACGACGACGGACUGGACAUAAAACCGCCCCAGGCCAGAAGUUCACACCAGUCGUCCAGGAGGAGAAAAGAGGAACAGGAAAGGGCGCACAGAAAGUCAGACCGUCACAAAGAGGACAGACACCACAGAGAGAAAAGGAGGGAAAAGCAUCAUUCAAAGACUGAAAAAGAUAGGGCUCAUUACCAGAGGGAGAAAGAAAGGUAUUACAGGGAACAUUACCCGGAUAGCCACUAUAUGACUGAAAGAGUCCAUAGGGAAAGAAAAGAGGAAUACUCCAGAACUCACCAUUCCAGAAGGUAUGAAGAAGUAACAGUGGCAGAUAAGAGGGAUUUGAGGUAUGAAAGGGAACUUGAGAAAUACAGACAUAAGAGACAUGAAGAAGAAAAGAGGAACAGACAUAGGGAAAGGCGGCACCGUGAAGUCGAAUACACUGAAACCACUUCAGAGAAAAGAGAGGUUGAGUAUAUAAGUGAGGAUGGUGCUGAAGACAAAUCAAAAUGGGAUGACAAUGAAAAGGAACUGACUGAAGAGGAGAAAGCCGAGCAGGACUUGAGGAAAGUCAAAUUAUUAGAGGCAGAGAGGGAGAUGGCCAGACUAAAGGAACAAUCAAGGUUAGAGCGCGAACGUCGCGACAGAUCCAAGAGGAAAACCGAUGAUGAAGACUUCUACAAUAAAAGGCUGAAAGUGGAAGAAGAAGAAGAGGAGGAUGAGAAGAAAGUUUCAGAGAGUGAGGAAGAGGUUAUUAAAUGUUCAGACGUGGAAGAGAAGAGUGAAUACAGUGAGAGAAGCAAAAACAGCAGUGUAAGUGCAUCUAGAAGUGAACGGUCAUAUAGGAGUGGUGAUUCUCAUGCUGAAAGUCCUGUAUCUGAGAGGUCAAAGAGCGCAAGCAGAGAAAGAAGUCGCAGUCGCAGCAGGACGAGGAGUCGAAGUCGCAGUCCUAGCAGUCGCAGCAGAACUAGAAGUCCUGUAAGUGAAUCAUCAGAUAAAGGAGCUGGUUCGCCGUCGAAAGACUUGGAAAAUGCUGCUGCGGCGACGAAGAAUGACGUUGAGAAUAACAAAGAUAAAAAGCAAGAACCAAAGGAGGCGCCGAAAAUCGAUGAGUCGUUACCGCCUUAUUAUCCAGCAAUACAAGGUUGUCGAUCAGUAAUCGAGUUCCAAACGCUUAACAGAAUUGAAGAGGGUACUUAUGGUGUUGUUUUUAGAGCUAAAGACAAACGGACAGACGAAAUCGUCGCCCUUAAACGAUUAAAGAUGGAAAAAGAAAAGGAGGGUUUCCCUAUCACAUCCUUGCGAGAAAUCAACACACUACUAAAGGGUCAACACCCCAACAUAGUGACCGUACGAGAGAUCGUCGUUGGAAGCAACAUGGAUAAGAUCUACAUCGUAAUGGACUACGUUGAGCACGACCUCAAAUCGCUGAUGGAAACCAUGCGUCAUAAAAAACAGAAAUUCAUGCCAGGCGAGGUGAAAUGUCUGUUAAAUCAGUUGUUGCAGGCAGUUGCGCAUUUGCAUGACAACUGGAUAUUGCACCGCGAUCUCAAGACCUCCAACCUGUUGCUGUCGCACAAGGGUAUUUUGAAGGUUGGUGACUUUGGUCUGGCCCGCGAGUAUGAUUCGCCGUUGAAGGCAUACACGCCGAUUGUCGUGACUUUGUGGUACAGGGCUCCGGAAUUGCUUCUCUGCACGAAAGAAUAUUCAACUCCUAUCGACAUGUGGUCAGUUGGGUGCAUUUUUGCCGAGCUUUUGCUGAUGAACGCUCUCUUCCCAGGAAAAUCCGAGGUGGAACAAGUAAAUAGAAUAUUCAAGGAGUUGGGCACACCCAACGAAUCAAUUUGGGCCGGUUAUAACGACCUGCCAGCCGUUAAAAAGAUGACCUUCACUAAAUACCCCGUCUCCAAUCUGCGUUCGAAAUUCAGCAAUUUGAGCGAAAUCGGGUUGGGACUGCUGCUCAAGUUCCUCACGUAUGAUCCGGCAAAGCGAAUCACGGCGGAGGACGCGUUACGCAGCCCAUUUUUCAAGGAGCAUCCGUUGCCGAUUGAUCCGUCAAUGUUUCCCACGUGGCCCGCCAAAAGCGAGCUGGGCUUGAAGAGGGCGAUGGCGACCAGCCCCAAGCCGCCCUCCGGCGGCGAGGCUUACAAAAAACUCGAUGAUGGUUUUACUCUUGGCAUGGGCGUUGAUCUAAGAAGAGGAGGUGCAGGAUUUAGUUUAAAGUUUUAAAUUGUACAUAAUUUUAUAUAACAUUAAGUUUUAAUUAUUAUAAUGUGAUCAGUUAAUUUAAGUCACAUUUGUUUGAAAUGAAUAAAUCGCAGGAGUGAUUUUGUAAAAAUGGGAUAUUGUUUGUACUUCUGUUACUGUAAAUAAUACAAGGUUACCUCAAAUAUAAUAAUAAAAAGUUAA
Aethina tumida (small hive beetle) is the source of this 2583-nucleotide messenger RNA. Its product is annotated as serine/threonine-protein kinase PITSLRE-like. The coding region runs from base 67 to 2403 and encodes 778 amino acids. The transcript is spliced from 8 exons. Gene Ontology annotation, cellular component: nucleus. The record is from RefSeq and is a predicted model, not a curated record. Gene Ontology annotation, biological process: protein phosphorylation; regulation of mitotic cell cycle. Gene Ontology annotation, molecular function: cyclin-dependent protein serine/threonine kinase activity; ATP binding. Lineage: Eukaryota; Metazoa; Arthropoda; Insecta; Coleoptera; Nitidulidae.